Messenger RNA from Saccharomyces kudriavzevii IFO 1802, 4029 nucleotides. RefSeq lists its product as uncharacterized. Gene Ontology annotation, biological process: positive regulation of transcription by RNA polymerase II; DNA-templated transcription. The record is from RefSeq and is a predicted model, not a curated record. Gene Ontology annotation, molecular function: sequence-specific DNA binding; DNA-binding transcription factor activity, RNA polymerase II-specific; zinc ion binding. Lineage: Eukaryota; Fungi; Ascomycota; Saccharomycetes; Saccharomycetales; Saccharomycetaceae. The coding region runs from base 1 to 4029 and encodes 1342 amino acids. The transcript has a single exon.
AUGGGCCGUCCAAGGAAGAAUGUUAGCCAAGAGAAAAUACAACAACUGAAAAGAGAACUGGAGUUGGCCGGUAACAGAACGGACGUCUUGCUGCAAGACAAAAAGGGCCGUUCCAGGUCGUGUCUUCUUUGCAGAAGAAGAAAACAACGUUGCGACCAUAAAUUACCCAGUUGCACUGCUUGCCUGAAAGCCGGCAUCAAGUGCGUGCAGCCCUCCAAGUAUUCUUCAUCCGCGUCAAAUAACAAUAACAGUAGCAAUACCCCUACAGCUGGAACUGUAGCACCCCCACCUUACCCCAUUAUCAAAAAUGAGCUGCAAGAUAGCAGUAUUGGCGCUGGCGCUGGCGCUUCCCUGAAUGAUAUGACCAUAAUAAAACCCAUUUCUGCUAGCAACACUAAUGUGGAUGCUGCUGAUGGGAAUGAAUUCAAGAAAACUAUGAACCCCGUUACGACCACCUCCAAUCCGAAUCUAAUGAGGCAGAACAAGGACCAGUAUACCAUUUUUUUGGAGAAAAAACUGAAAAGUUUGGAGAGUUUGCUGGAUCUGCCACCUGGAUGCAACCAGUACAACAACAAGUUAUCUCAGUACAAGAGGAUCUCUCACUUGCUAGGUAAUGGUGCCUCUGAUUACUCUAGACCAAAUACGAAUAUGGUCAUACUGCCGCUUCCAUCUUCUUCAAACAAACCACUGGAAAACACCAACAACAAUGGCGGCAACGUUAGCACGGCCGCAAACGAUACAUCGGCUAACACUAACGACAUCAACAAUAACAACCAUGCAAAUUGCCAGUCGGCAAGCCUUCUGAAUGACCCCUUAGAAUCUUUGGAUUUCACUAAAUGUAUUUUUGCCAAGUACAACUUGAAGAAGGAGUUUUUAAUGUAUGACCCCAUUUUCGAACUGAACGAAAAACUGUCUCGUUCCUUCCUGGACACUUUCUUUACAAGAUUACAAUUCAAGUAUCCGAUCUUGGACGAACAAGAGAUCUAUACUUUCUAUGAUCACUACCUCCACAAUAAGAUCAUUAUUCCGCCAUCCUCACCUUCCACGUCGUCCACCACUCCAUCGUCGAAUUCCCAUUCCUACUCCGAAAUAGAAUUUCACUUCCUUUCCGGUAGAAUGUGGCUGGUCUUCAGUAUCAGCGCCUACUUGCUGAUGACCACGGGUAAGUAUAAGGGCUUCCCUCCACACCGGUACUUCUCCACGGCCAUCCGUCACAUCACUAAGUGUGGCUUGCACCUGAAUUACGUCCAGCAAAUUGAACUGUUGACAUUGCUGGUUCUGUACAUAAUCAGAACAGACAGAGAUUCUCUGAUACUGUACGACAUCAUUAGGGAUGUCAUGGGUAUAUCCAAGAAGAAACUGCACCUAAAUCAAUGGUAUCCCAACGAUCCAUUUGCAAAUAAGAAACUACGAUUAUUUUGGUGUGUUUACCUUCUAGAGAGAAUGAUUUGCGUUGCUGUGGGGAAACCGUACACCAUCAAGGAAUCUGAGAUAAACUUGCCCCUUUUCAGCAACAGUUCCUUUUAUACAAAGGGUGGGCAUGCGCCGACACCGUCGACCAAUGACCACGGCGUACAAUUCAUCAAUCAAUCUUUGAAGUUGCGAAGAAUCGAAUCUCAAUUCGUAGAAACUUUGCAACUCUUGAAAAACGACUCCAAAUCAGUAAAGCAAUCUGGUGAUCAAUUACCACUGGUACGAAAAUUUUUUGAAGAUCUGGAAAUUUGGAGGAAAAGCUAUUCCACUCUUGAUGUAAAGAACUUUGAGAAUGAAACUUUGAAACUUUAUUACUACAGAUCUGUUCGAUUGUUGAUCCAGCCGUAUUUGGAAUUUUUCGCUCCAGAGGAUAGAUUAUUCAGGGAAUGUCAGGCCGCCGCAGGUCAAAUUUGUCAACUGUACAAAAUAUUUCAUCAAAAGACUCUUAAUGGCCAUUCUACUCCGGCAGUCCACACGGUUUUCGUGGCUGGUGUCACUCUAAUUUACUGUAUGUGGUUGGCCAGGAAUUUCGACGACCAAAGAAGGAAAAAAUUGGGCGACGCCUCAAAACAUACUAGACCUCUGAUAAGUGCAAGUCUUUUUUCGACAAUGGACGAUUUAAGAGCUUGUUCCGUUUGCCUGUAUGUCAUGACAGAGAGGUCAAAUUUUGCGAGAACUUUUAGAGACACGUUUGACCAAUUAAUGAAUGCUACGGUGGGUAAUUUAAUUGAAAGAUGUGGUCCAGAUUCUUCUGAAUUGAUCUUCAUGGCCAGUAGUAUAACUAAAUCUACUGAACCAAAGAACCUCGAUGGCAAGGAAAAUAUUACCGAUGAGGCCAUUUCUUCCACAACUACCGCCCAUAGUACUGCCUCCACAGCUGUAUCUAAACAAUCAAACUCUAAGAACAAAAAGGUUUCUCACAACGGCGGUAUGCCGCCUGCUGUGGCAAGGAUAUUUGGUAAAGGUCAAGCUGAAGAACAUGCUGGUUUCGUGGAAAAUUCACAGGUGGAUUUAGCUGAACAGGAGAAGUUUAAAAAGAAGCAAGGUGUCUUGGAGAAAACUUCCGUACCCAGAAGUCUGGCUCACUUACUGACUAAAAUGGAUGACAGAACUCAUGUUUCCAAUUCGUCAAUGGCUCAUACUACCUCGUCAUCAUCAUCAUCAUCGUCGUCGUCGUCGUCGUCAUCAUCAUUAUCAUUUCCUUCAUCGCAAGAAAGAAACCUGAAAACUGACGUAAUCAAUGAUAAUAGAAAUGACAAUAACAAUGUCAUCAACAGCAACAGUAGUGAUAAUAAUAACAAUAUCAUCAACAACAACAACAACAACAACAACAAUAACAGCCGCAGUAAUAGCAAUGCUAUUAACAACAACAGCCGCAGUAAUAGCAAUGCUAUUAACAACGAUAACCGCAGUAAUGACAAUGGUAAUCAGUAUGCCCCGAACAACAACAUGACAGCGGAAAGUGGCCACGAAAGGCCUUUUCAAGAUCAAUAUAUUGUCAAGAAACCAACCAACCAAACGGAAUUUGAUUGGCAGGUUUUUCAACAACAAGCUUUUCUACAGCAGCAACUAGCCCAACAUAAUUUACAAGCAUAUUUAUCAUCUUUGAAUCCUGAGACCAUACCCAAUAGAAGCCCUUCCAAGUCUUCUAGUAUAUCUACCGCAUCUUCUCAUUCAGAUCCAAUUUCAGUAACAAUGACUCAAACCCCAACUUCAUACCCCCAAACUUCAAAUUUGUUACUACAACAGCAGCAGAUACCACAGCCAAUCCAGCCACAACAGACUCAACAGCAGCAACAGCAGCAUAUGGCGUCACCACAACAUUUCUCAGAAAACAAUUUUACGAACCAAUUAAACAAUAGUAUGGUCAAUAAUAGUAACACGUUACAAUCUACGAUAUUUUCUAGCCCUUCAAAUGAAAGUAAAAAAUUAAGGCGCAUCGAAGAAUCAAGUUUCAGUACGUCACCACUAAGAACAGAUUAUAGUACAAAUAUUAUUUCUUCAAUGCCAGCCUCAAUUAGCGGUCGUUCGAUACCUGUCAAUGUCAAACAAGCCCGGAAUGGCUCCUCUUCGGGUGAUAUACUCUUCAGUAACGGGGCCCAUGACAUGAUCAACAAUAUUUCUACAUGGACUAAUAACUCUGUUUUGGAUGCUUUAAAUAGUAAGUCUCUAAUACAAACAAUCUUCCCACAGAGUCAAGACCCGUCAUCUCUCCCCAUGGAUAAACAACAACAACCGCCCGAAAUAUGUCCUGAAAGUAGUUUAACUGCCAAUAAUUUCCAACAAACACAAAAUGACUCUUCCUACAACAGAAACUUAUUUUUGAUGUCCAACCAAGAAAGCGUCCAGCAAUACAAUCUUGAAGAUACGGAAAAGAAUAGGCCGAAGGCACAGGCAGAAACGACUACUGCCACAAAUGUGCACUUUGAGAACGUCAUUCCUACAGCGGCCAAUACGGACAUUAGAAAAAAACGUUCCAAUUGGGAUAACAUGAUGACAUCUGGUCCAGUAGAAGACUUCUGGACGAUUAACGACGAUUACGGAUUCUUAACUUGA